This is a messenger RNA of Cheilinus undulatus (humphead wrasse), 2204 nucleotides long. It is a transcript of the gene xiap, whose product is annotated as X-linked inhibitor of apoptosis. Gene Ontology annotation, biological process: positive regulation of protein ubiquitination; regulation of cell cycle; negative regulation of apoptotic process. Bases 205 to 1602 code for a protein of 465 amino acids. NCBI's taxonomy places the organism in Eukaryota, Metazoa, Chordata, Actinopteri, Labriformes, Labridae. The record is from RefSeq and is a predicted model, not a curated record. Gene Ontology annotation, molecular function: cysteine-type endopeptidase inhibitor activity involved in apoptotic process; ubiquitin protein ligase activity. Gene Ontology annotation, cellular component: cytoplasm; nucleus. The transcript is spliced from 8 exons.
GUGAAAGAAGUGGCUGCCUCUACUUCCUGAAAACGAGGUCGUGUCAUAUAAAUACCCCUCUCCCAUCCCCGUAUUCUGGAUCGAAUUCAUCUCGUAUCCUGUAGACGGUGGUAACACCAAAGUCUGUCAGAAACAGACUCUGAAGAGGUCCCCGGAAGAGCUCCAACGAAAUUUUGUUGACCCCACAGUUUCCUGUCUGGUUUUAUGAUGAGUGAUCUUGGACAAGACGGCCACUGGGAGACGGAUCACUUGGCUGAUUUCUCCCGGAUGCCCAGUCGCCAGGAGUCUUUUCUGGGUUCCAGCCUUGCCACACAGGUGUCUCCAGAAAGAUUGGCCCGGGCCGGCUUUUAUUAUACUGGGCAGGCUGAUCGAGUUCGCUGUUUCAGCUGCCAGAAAACUGUGGAGAACUGGUGCAAGGAAGACAUACCUGUAGAGAGGCAUAAAGAGGUUUCGCCAACAUGCAAGUUUCUCAGCUGCAUUCAUCCCCUCCGUCAGAGCCCAGGUUCUGAUACUAGACUGACUAACGGCUACAAUGAAGAAGCUGAAGACAUGGAAUAUCGUUUAAGAACAGGAGAGGUGGUUGAUGAGUCUGUUUAUCCAAUGGUCCCUCACAUGAAGAGGGAGGAUGCCCGAUUUCGGACCUUCUUAUCUUGGCCCCCCACAGCUCCUGUGAGACCCCGAGACCUGGCUGAAGCUGGCCUCUACUACUUAGGGGAGAGUGACCGGGUGCAAUGUUUUUGCUGUGGUGCCAUGCUUCACGGCUGGGAACCAGGGGACUCUGCCUGGGGAGAACACAGCAAACAUUCCUCUAACUGCUUCUUCAUCCUUGGCCAUGAUGUUGGCAACAUCCCAUUCCAGGGGAGUACGAUGGGGGAGGAGGGCAGCAGCAGACAAGGAAAUGCUCAUGUUCAUAUGGGGAGUUUUGAAGAGAGGCUUGGCAGUUUUUCAGGCAUCCUGCACCCUAUAGACCAUGAGAGGCUUGCCAGAGCUGGCUUCUACAGCGCAGGUGCAGGAGACAGAGUGUUAUGUUUCCGCUGUGGUGGAGGAUUAAAAGGCUGGCAAUCUGAGGAAGACCCUUGGGAAGAGCAUGCCAAACACUACCCUGGAUGCAGCUUCCUGUUAGAAGAGAAGGGACAAGAAUUUGUAAACAGCAUCCAGCUUCAAGGCCCACGACAAAAUAGAGCUGCAUCAAGCCAUCAGAAUGGAUUUUCAAGAGAGAUGAAUGAUUUGCUGCACUCGCCCAUGGCUCAGGAGGCCGUUGCAAUGGGUCUAGACCCCAGUGCAGUGGAGAACUGCAUCUUGGAGAAGUUAGAAAGGACAGGCUCGGGCUACUCCAGCCUUGAGGAACUUGUGGAAGACUGUCAGAAGAACAUACAAGAGAGAGAUCCUGCAAAAUCACAGGAACAAGAUGAGGACCCACUUGAGAAGCUACAGAGGCUGCAGAGGGAGAAACUCUGCAAAAUCUGUAUGGACAGAGAUAUCUGUAUUGUGCUUAUUCCAUGUGGUCACCUGGUCACUUGUAUGAAGUGCUCAGUGUCACUGGUCAAGUGUCCAAUCUGCUGUGGAGCCAUAACACAGAAGAUCAAGACCUAUAUUGCUUAAGGGAAUAAUGAACUCUGGCUCCAUACUUAUGCUGCUUUCUCUUUGUCUUUAUGAUAUUUUAUUUUGAUAAUAAAUGUAGAUAGCCUGUAAUGUGUAUAUAUAUAUAUAUAUAUAUAUAAGGACCGUGCUGUUUUUAUGGGUAUGUGUCACAAGAAAACACUAUUUGCACAAUCACUGAAAUCCUAUAUAGCUGUUGAUAAAGAGAUGACAUGAUACUAAAAAAAUCAGGUGUUUAUUUUCUUUGCCACUAAUGAAUAGUGCUGCCUGUAAAUACAUAGUAAAGAAAAGUUCCCAUUUUAAACCCUUUUGCCAAAAGUGCCUUUGUUUUACUUCUUGUACUUGGGUUUAUUUUUUCAUGAUAUAAUUUAAUCAAAGAGGACAUGGGAUGUAAAACUAGUGAUUUCCGUACACAUAUUUAUCACACUCAUCUGUUUUGUCUGGUGUAACAUUUUAGACUCUGGUAUAAUGAUUUAGUCUUGGUUUGUCAUUUUUAGCUGAUUUGUAUAGAAGCCAUUGCACCGUUUCUUUCAUACCAUUAAUAACCGCUGUAGUUAAGGGUCUUCAGUCACUAAUCAAUGUGUUGUGAAAUAAAUUUGCAAUUC